Messenger RNA from Drosophila innubila, 4205 nucleotides. Its product is annotated as protein strawberry notch. The record is from RefSeq and is a predicted model, not a curated record. Gene Ontology annotation, cellular component: nucleus. Gene Ontology annotation, biological process: regulation of DNA-templated transcription. NCBI's taxonomy places the organism in Eukaryota, Metazoa, Arthropoda, Insecta, Diptera, Drosophilidae. Gene Ontology annotation, molecular function: histone binding; chromatin DNA binding. Bases 109 to 4095 code for a protein of 1328 amino acids. The transcript has 3 exons.
AUCGAAAGGGCGCUUGAGAAAGAACGCCAAAAAUUAGUCAAACCAUCUAAUGAUAGUUCCUUACUGUCGGAACAGAGUGAUAAUGACCUCAGAUUCCUACUCGAUUCAAUGCCAUUGAAUUCAGAUGGAUCAGAGGAUCAAGUUGUGCCAAUUGAACUUGCUGAAAUAUUGCAACUCAGUCCUCGCAAUCCAAUCAAAGAAGAUGAUGCGGACAUCGAUGCGAGACUUUUGGAAGAGUUGAAUUCGCUGCCGAUGGUGGAACCAGAACCCGACAUGGAACCCAAAGAGAAGCCGCUAUCACAACAAGAAAAACAACCGAAUUGUUUACCCUUUAAGUCCGUACAGAAUACACACAAGUUAUCCGUUCAAGUUUCCGGCGAUGCUUCAGUUGCUGCCCAAAAGUUGCAAUCCAACUCUAACUGUGGGAUGCAAUUGAAAUCAAAUUUCACUCCACAGUUGCAAUUGGGAGCAGCUCAAGCUCAUUCCUAUAAAAUGGGAUUGAGUUCUCAGACGCAUGAACUCCUUAGAAAAGCACCACGUGCAAAUUCUGUACCUCUUUCCAUGAGAAGUUUCCGGGCCAGUGGAAUGACAUUUAACCAGGCGAUGUCGGACUUUCUGAAGACAAAAGGCAGCCUGGGAGCAAUGCCCUCUCAGAUGAGGAAUGUGUCACAGAUCCAGAUGCAAAAGCCAAUCCUUAACCAGUCCUCAACAAAUCCUUUGUCUGUGCGACGGGAGGCGACUCCGAUGCAUGCGCCACUUGUGGAGGACGAUGAGGUGGACUUUGAGGAAAUUGGCGUAGCGGAUACAUAUUCAUCGUAUUGGCCUAGCAAGCUCAAGGGUGGCUCCAGGCAUCCCGAUCCCGUUGUGGAGACAGCUACACUCUCCUCCGUGGAAUUACCGGAUAUUACCUACGAGUUGGCUCUGCCGGAGAAGGUGAAGAACUCGGAUCGUUUGAGUGCAUUGCAGUUGGAGGCGGUUACCUACGCUUGCCAGGCACAUGAGCAGCUGCUGCCGAGCGGACAACGUGCCGGAUUCCUGCUCGGCGAUGGCGCCGGAGUGGGAAAGGGACGCACCAUUGCGGCCAUUAUCUAUGAGAAUUAUCUGAGAGGCAGGAAACGUGCCCUGUGGAUUUCCGUGUCCAACGAUCUCAAGUUCGAUGCGGAACGCGAUCUGCUGGACAUUGGAGCGAGCAAACAUCUCAAGGUUGCCUCGAUGAGCAAGUUCAAGUACAGCAAGAUCAAUUCAGAGGAGAACGAGUAUUUCAAGAAGGGCGUCAUCUUCUGCACCUACACGGCACUGAUCGGCGAAUCCGCCAAUGCGAAUCCCAAAUACAACACCCGAUUGCGGCAACUGAUCAACUGGUUGGGCACUGACUUUGCCGGCGUCAUUGUGCUCGACGAAUGCCACAAGGCCAAGAAUCUCAGUCUGAUGAAUGCCGGCAAAUCCACCAAGACGGGCACCACAGUCCUGGAACUGCAGCAGCUCCUGCCGAUGGCCCGUGUGGUUUAUGCCUCGGCAACUGGCGCCUCGGAGCCCAGGAAUAUGGCGUAUAUGGUGCGAUUGGGACUGUGGGGUCCUGGCACAUCCUACUCGGAGUUCUUCAAGUUUGUGAAUACCGUGGAGAAGCGAGGCAUUGGUUCCAUGGAGAUCGUUGCCAUGGACAUGAAACUGAGAGGAUCCUACAUUGCCAGGCAGCUGAGCUUCAAGGAUGUCAGCUUUCGGAUUGAGGAGGUGCCGAUGUCCCGGGACUUUCAUAAGCUCUACAAUCACUCUGCGGAACUGUGGGCCGAGAUCAACGAGAAGUUCCUCAAGGCCUGUCGCCUCAUGUGCAUCGAGAAUCGUGUCCAGAAGAUCAUCACCUGCCAGUUUUGGUCCGCGCAUCAACGUUUCUUCAAGAAUCUCUGCAUUGCCUCCAAGGUGAACCAUGUGGUCAAGAUGGUCCGUGAUGCGGCACGUCAGGGUAAGGCUGUGGUAAUUGGUCUACAGUCCACAGGAGAGUCGAGAACUUUGGAGCAUCUGGAGCUCUAUCAAGGUGAACUGACCAACUUUGUGUCCACCUCCAAGAUGAUUAUUCAGUCGUUUGUCGAGAAGUACUUUCCGGCCCCAACACGCGAAUCCCUCUACAAGUUACUCAGCACCGGCAAGUUUGAACCCGAAGCCCGUACUCGGCCCGCCUCGUGCUCGAAGCGUGUUCGCAUGAUUUCCGAUUGGUCGGACGAUGACAUGGACGCCGAUGGAGGCGACAGCGACAUGGACAUUGACAACAGCUGGAAUGUGGACGAAGACGACGAUGAUCGCCUGAAGCUGGGACGCAAGCGACGCGGUCGUCCCCCAAAGCCAGACAAAGUGGAGAAGAUCACGAUGCAGGAUCGCAUUUUGCAGCAUCUGUGCAAUAAUAUGAAUGCCAAGAACGAUGGUGAUCUAAGCCGCAUCUUUGAUCUCAACAAAUCCCAGGCGGCUAAAAUAACCGAGCGGGAUGUGGAACGUUGCAUAACCGUGCGAGAGAAAUUGCUGGACAAGAUUGAGCAUCUGGGACGUCGCAUGCCACCGAAUACCCUCGACAAGAUCAUCUCCAAGCUGGGCACCAAGGUUGUUGCUGAGAUGACGGGACGACGUGGACGUGUCAUCCAGACAGAUGACAAUACGUUUAGGUAUGAGCAGCGAGGGGAGGCGGAAACCACCAUGGAUCUGGUUAACUACAGGGAGAAGCAGCGUUUCAUGGAGGAUCAGAAGCAUGUGGCCAUCAUCUCAGAGGCAGCUUCCAGUGGCAUCUCCCUGCAAAGCGAUAGACGCCUCUUAGUACAGCGACGACGUCUACACAUUACUCUGGAACUUCCCUGGAGUGCCGAUCGUGCCAUACAACAAUUCGGGAGGACACAUCGCUCGAAUCAGGCCAAUGCGCCGGAAUAUGUCUUCCUCAUCUCGGAUCUGGGCGGAGAGAGUCGCUUUGCGGCGACGGUUGCCAAGCGCUUGGAGAGUUUGGGAGCCUUAACUCAAGGAGAUCGUCGUGCCACCGAUGCCCGUGAUCUGUCCAAGUUCAACAUUGACAACAAUAUCGGACGCAGUGCUCUGGAGAGUGUUCUUCAGCAGAUAACGGGUGAGAAGCCCCUGGAAUCGGUUCAUGUGCCUGAAAACUACAACGGAGACUUUAGCUUCGACUGCUGUGUGGCUCUCUCGGGUGUCGGAAUACUGAGUGUCUCGGAGGACACGAAGGGACAACAAAUGUUUGUCAUCGAGAAGGAUAGCAAUAAUAUUCCCAAGUUCCUCAAUCGCAUUCUUGGCUGUCGCGUUGAAGUCCAGAAUGCGCUCUUCAAGUUCUUCCUGAACAAAAUGUAUUCCCUGAUCCUGCAGAUGAAGCGUUCGGGACACUUUGAUUUGGGCAUCUUGGACUUGGAUGCACAUGGCGCGAAUGUGACGGCCAUCAAGCUGAUUCGCUUCAUCAGGCAACAUGCCACAGGCAGAGCUGCCACAGAGCUGCACACCAUGCAGGUGGUGCGUGGCAUGGUCUUCGAUCUAGCACUAGCCAAGUACAACAAGGAUGCUCGCCGUAAGCACGAGGGCUUCUACAUUUACAAACAGGAGCGCAAUAACAACAAUUGUGCCAUUCUUUGUCUGGAUGCCCAAUCGGAGGCAACUGAGGCGAGCAGUGAUCCCACCAAGAUCAACCUGAAGAUCUACAGACCCAAUACAGGACCUCAAGUGCGCACUGAAACCCUUAGCUCUAUAACCACUCGAUAUGUGAAAGCUAAUCCCGAGACAGUGCAACAAUUCUGGGAUAUGCAGUACAAUCAAUGCCUGCGCAUGUGUUCCCACAUCUAUUGGAAUCGCAGAUGCCCCUUUGGCAUCAAGUGUGGUGUAGGUCUCCGCGUACGCACCUAUCAUGUCCUCUCGGGUCUCAUGCUGCCCAUUUGGGAUCGCAUUGCGUUGAUCAUCGAGAAGGACGGUCGCAAAAUCCAAAUGAUACGUGUCAAGACGGAUGACAAUCGGAAAAUUGUUGGUACCGUUGUGCCUGAGUGUGCUUAUCAUCAGCUUGUGGCGGAUCUCUCGGCGGAUUCAAUUGUCGAGUGCAAGGAUUUCAAUAAAAGCAAGAAUUAAGAUUGCAUUUAAUCAAGGCAUGCAAUCUGAUCGAAAUUUAUUUCUUUUGGAGAAUUUAAUGCAACCAUAAAUAGGUUCAAUAAAGUUGAAUCUGCUGGAGUUUUCAAUAA